This is a messenger RNA of Colletotrichum phormii, 1962 nucleotides long. RefSeq lists its product as uncharacterized. Gene Ontology annotation, molecular function: phosphopantetheine binding. NCBI's taxonomy places the organism in Eukaryota, Fungi, Ascomycota, Sordariomycetes, Glomerellales, Glomerellaceae. Gene Ontology annotation, biological process: amino acid activation for nonribosomal peptide biosynthetic process; secondary metabolite biosynthetic process. The transcript has a single exon. The record is from RefSeq and is a predicted model, not a curated record. The annotation marks the transcript as partial. Gene Ontology annotation, cellular component: cytoplasm.
AUGGUUGCCUAUGAGCAAUUUGGCCUACAAUCCAUCUCGAAGCUGGGUCCCGAAUUCGAAGCCGUGUGCAACCUCUCGAGUCUUUUCGCAGUCCAGCCAGCCGAGCAGCUUGCUGACCCUGGAGACGGUACGGAGCCAAUCGUGGUACCUGCGAACGCCGAGGUAUUCGGCUCCCACGAACUUUUGCAAGGUUACUUCAACUACCCACUUGUUGUUCAGGGUCUUGUGUACAGUGACCGGGCUGAGGUCCUCCUCAUCUAUGAUACGGGCUUCCUUAGCGGGGACCAAGCCUUUGCGCUAUCGAACCAGAUCAACCAUGUUGUAGGACAGCUCCUAUCUCAGGGGGACGCUCGUCUCGGUUCUAUCUCAGUGGCCGGACCAUGGGACCUUGAAAAGGCACUAACCUGGAACGUUGAGACUCCAGAGCCUGUUCAGGACACUCUUCACGGUCUGUUCCGGCGACAGGUUGAGCGAACUCCAGAGAGAGAAGCUGUCUGGUCAUGGGACGGCAGCCUCUCCUAUGCCACUUUGGACGACCUCUCUACACGUCUGGGCGUCUAUCUUGCCAACCUCGGCAUCCAGCCCAGCACAUCGAUCCCGAUCUGCUUCGAAAAGUCCACGUGGGCCAUUGUGGCAAUGUUGGGAAUUCUCAAAGCAGGGUGUGCAUUCGUACCUCUCGACGGUGACCAUCCUGCACGGCGCCGGAAAGCAGUGGUUGAAGACCUGAAGCCCUCUGUUAUUGUUGCAUCCGCAGCGAUGGCGCAGUCGAACAUAGGCUUUGGAUGCCAGGUCGUGAGCGUCUCCCCGGAGUUUAUCGCAACGCUGCCUGUCUCGAGCCAUGUUCUUCACUCCGCCAACAGCACCUCUCCAGAACUCGCCUACACCAUCUUCACCUCUGGAUCAACGGGAAAACCCAAGGGCAUUGUUGUAGACCAUCAAAGCAUCUGCACUAGUGUCAUGGCCCAGGGAAGAAUUCUUCAACUCGCCGAGGAAGGCGAUUACCGCUUCCUGCAGUUCGGCAACUACGUAUUCGACGCUUGUAUCACAGAGAUUUUCACAUGCCUUGCGUUCGGCGGCACCACCUGCGUUCCAUCCGACACUGAACGCCUCCAGGAUAUUACCGGAUUCAUGACGAGAGCCCGAGUUACUGUCGCCCUAUUGACACCCUCGUUUGCUGGAACGUUCGGUCCGGCGGACGUUCCGGCCUUGAAGACACUGCUUCUCGGCAGCGAACCGGCGACUAAGAACAUCAUCAAGACAUGGCAUGGCCAUGUGAAGCUGAUGAAUCUCUACGGCCCCACGGAGACCUGUGUCUUUUGUACCGCCUAUGAGUAUCCAUCGCCAGAUGCUUCACCGGUCAACAUUGGCCGGGGCUUCAGCAACCGUUGCUGGGUUAUAGAGCCGGAAGGGAAUACUUUGGCACCCAUCGGAUGUGUUGGCGAGCUAGUUGUAGAAGGGCACGCUCUUGCUCGUGGCUAUCUCAACGACGCUACGCGGACACAAGAAGCGUUCCCAGAGACCGGCGACCUGACCUGGCUGCCCGACGGCACCCACAACGCUUCUUCUAUCGGACGCCGCGCCUACAGAACCGGCGAUCUGGUGAGGCAUGAAACCGACGGAUCACUGCUAUAUAUCGGCCGCAAAGACAUCCAGGUUAAACUGCGAGGUCAUCGCAUGGAGCUUGGCGAGAUUGAGAACCAUAUAAAGGAUCUUUGCCCCGACGUGGGUCAAGUUGCAGCCAACGUUGUUCGACAGGAAUCAGGAGAUGUCCUGGUGGCGUUUCUGUCUUUCGAACAAGACAACAUGCCAACAGAGUCACAGUCAGAGGAUAUCGAGCACGAGGUCGUUCCCAUGACAGACGACUUAAGGCGACAACUCGCCACUUUGUCCGAGGACUUACAUGGCAGACUGCCAAGCUACAUGGUCCCGGCGUUAUUCAUCCCCUUACGCCGGUUUCCCAUG